Messenger RNA from Chenopodium quinoa (quinoa), 765 nucleotides. RefSeq lists its product as uncharacterized. NCBI's taxonomy places the organism in Eukaryota, Viridiplantae, Streptophyta, Magnoliopsida, Caryophyllales, Amaranthaceae. The transcript has 5 exons. The coding region runs from base 1 to 765 and encodes 254 amino acids. The record is from RefSeq and is a predicted model, not a curated record.
AUGCCGAGAGACAAAGCAAUGGAAAAGCUCUUGGCAACGAAGAAGCUGGCUGCUGUUUCUACAGCUAAGUACCGCACCAACGUCCUCAACAGGGCGAAUGACGAGCAGAAAGCAGCCGAAAAUCCCAAGAGUGGUUCCUUCAGGCCUUCUCCCUCCAAACAAUCCCAACCCAAAAUUCAAAAAACUGGGGCGGGUGAUGUGAGUGCAUCCGACAAACACCGGAAACACAUUGCUCAAAAGUCCAAGAGAGGGGACGGCUCUACUCUCAAAGCUGGCAAGGAGGCCAUGCUGCGCGUCCAAGGGCUCAAACGACCAAUCCAGGAAAAAUCAAAAGAGGUAACAGCCGCUAACGCUCGAGCCGAUUCCGCCUUAGACCGAGCUCAAUUUGAAAUUGCUCAGAAUGAGCUUCUGACCCUUGAUAUGAUGUAUUCCCAGGCGGACGCCAACUUGCAGGUGAAGAAGGACCUGCACUUGGCCCGCUCCAAAGUUAAUGAACUUAAGGCCGAAGUUAAAGGUCUUAAGGAAAAACUUGAGCCUCUUCAAGAGGCCAAGAAUGAGGCCGAGAGGGCCAAGGAGCGGGCAAACGAGGAGUACAAUGCUGAACUCCUUCGCCGGGCUGAAGAGGAGGAUGCGGAUGGUGAAGAGGCCGACUCCUCUUCAGGCUCCUCCGGGGAUGAAGACGGGGAAGAGGAUGUUGAUGAUAAUGAAGAGCAGCCGGCAACUGAUGAUGCGGCUGCCAAUGCUGGCAAUCCCCCUGCCCCUUAA